This is a messenger RNA of Ricinus communis (castor bean), 727 nucleotides long. RefSeq lists its product as uncharacterized. NCBI's taxonomy places the organism in Eukaryota, Viridiplantae, Streptophyta, Magnoliopsida, Malpighiales, Euphorbiaceae. Bases 139 to 534 code for a protein of 131 amino acids. The record is from RefSeq and is a predicted model, not a curated record. The transcript has 3 exons.
UCCUCUCUGAUUAACAAAUUAUCUAAGUCUAUAUAUGCACAUUUUAUUAAUUAAACUUUUGCGGGUUGCGUCCUGAAAUUUAUUUAUUUCCGGGUUGUAGCCCGCAGCGAGCAGUGGCGCUGACCUCUGGCCUAAGACAUGGCUGCAAAAGAGGAAGCGACCGCAAGCGAAAGCGAGGAGUACGUGUACAGGAUUAGCACUGCUAAGGAGUGGGAAGAAUUGCAGAAGGAUGGAUCUAUUUUUGGUGGCGAUCUUGACAAAUCUUCCGGCUUCAUCCACCUCAGCAAGCUCGAUCAGGUGAGGUCAACACUGCAGAACUUCUUCUUGAACACUACUUUGGAAUUGUAUCUGCUUCAAGUUGAUGCUAAGAAGCUUGGAGAUGGAUUAGUAUAUGAAGUUGUGGAUGGUAUCAACAGCUUCCCUCAUUUUUAUGGCCCCUCUGGAAGUUACAUCCCUCUUCCUUUAGAUGCUGUCACUAAAGCAGAGAAGAUUACCAUAUCAAAUGGCCAAUUCAAUUGUAAUUUGCUGAAUUAAGUAGCUCACUGUCAUUUCCUUGUAUUAAUUAUUAUGUAUUAUUACUACCGUACCAUACAAAAGACUUGAAAAAUAAUUUGUGGCAGGUAUUAAUCAUCGAAUGAAUCAUGUCGUUGACAAGCUCUGAAUUGUUAUAGCAAUCAGUGGGCCUGCAAUUGUAUUUGAUAUUAAAUAGAUCACCCUGCAGGAUAAA